AUGAAGGCUGCUAUUGCGUUGGUAUUUCCAGACGCGCUUCAUAGAUAUUGUUUAUGGCAUAUAAUGCGAAAACUGCCUAAGAAAUUGGGAUCUCACGCUACCUUCAAUGCAGGGUUGAAGACUGUCAUCCAAAGUGCCCUAUAUGAUUCACAGACAUGUGAUGAGUUUGAGGAGAAGUGGGGGCAACUUAUUCAGAAAUAUGAGCUAGGUGAAAAUGCACGGCUGCAAGGGUUGUGUAACGAGAGGUCGUUCUGGGUACCGGUAUACCUUAAAGGUGAUUUUUGGGCUGGCAUGAGCACAACACAACGUUCUGAAAGCAUGAAUGCUUUCUUUGAUAGGUUUGUGCAUUCUUGUACGACGUUGAAAGAAUUCGUUGAUCAAUUUGACAAUGUGCUUAGGAAGAAGGUGGAGGUCGAGACGACAGCUGAUUUCAAUUCCUCCAACCAAACCAUCCCAUGUUCAUUUGCAUUCCGGAUUGAAAAGCAGUUUCAAGCGGUAUAUACGAAUGCGAAAUUUAAAGAGGUUCAAAGAGAGGUCUGGAGAAUGAUUUUAUGUAACUGUAAACUAAUCAGUAAAGAGGGUUGCAUUUCCAUCUACGAUGUUUUAGAUGAAAUAACGACAGAUGAUGGCCAUGUCAAGAGCAUAAAGUACACAGUUUACUUUAACCAUGAGGAGAUUGAUCUGAAAUGCACAUGUGCAUUGUUUGAGAUGAGAGGGAUUGUCUGUAGGCAUGCAUUGAACGUUUGUCAGAUGAAUAAGAGUCAUGCACCACCAAAGAAGUACUUGUUGGAUCGAUGGAGAAAUGACUUAAAGAGGAGAUACACAAUGAGGUAUGAGUUUGUGGUGAAACGAUGUGUGAAAUUAGCUACUCGUGUAUCAUCGAGUGACGUCCAUGUUAUUGCAUUCAUGCGCCACUUGGAUGAGUUUGAGAAUCAAUUUAAAGGAUUAAUACUUGAGUCCAGUUCAACGAAGGUAACAGAGACUGUGGUCACGGACAAGGGAAAGAAAAUAUUAAGCCUACACGUUGUCAGAGGGAAAGGGAGGCCGCCAACAAAAAGGAAGGUCCCACCUAUUGAGAAGGUUGCAACCAUGCGAAAGAAGAAACAGGAACAGAUACCCAGUACAGCUAAGGAUGAUUUUGUGGCUCUAACUCAGUGCAGUACUUUCACACAACCAAUGCCAUCGGGCAAAGAGUUGCUGUUGUGA
This is a messenger RNA of Juglans microcarpa x Juglans regia, 1206 nucleotides long. Its product is annotated as protein FAR1-RELATED SEQUENCE 6-like. Gene Ontology annotation, molecular function: zinc ion binding. The record is from RefSeq and is a predicted model, not a curated record. Gene Ontology annotation, biological process: regulation of DNA-templated transcription. Lineage: Eukaryota; Viridiplantae; Streptophyta; Magnoliopsida; Fagales; Juglandaceae. The transcript has 3 exons. The coding region runs from base 1 to 1206 and encodes 401 amino acids.